UGGUUAAUGUGAGACACAAACACAAUAGUCAACGUUAGCAAUGACGCACUAUCAGGCAUACUAUUAAUAAAUCCAACUAGACGUAACCAACUAUAAAACAGCUUUUUGUUUUAUAAAAGUGAGCAUUCACACAAGACCAUUACGGGGAUACACAUUUGCGCACUAAAUAAUAUUUAUGAGCAAUUAUAAAUAAACCUUCAUAAUAAACAUAAAGACCAGAUCUACAUCUUCUAGGCAAUAUUUUCUUUUUGCUCUAAGUUUGAGAACCAAAAGUUUCGAGUCACUUGAAAUACGCCCACGGCUGUUAGCUUGUGUAAAGAACACAGGGAAGUUAAAUCUAAUAUCCAGGAAUUCCAGCGUAACAUUGUUUGUCAAGUUUACAUUUCAACAUUCGACAGGUCGAGUUCUUAGAAUGAGUGGCUAUCCAUAUCCAUAUCCAGCCGGGUCUGUUCCUCCUCCAGAGAACAGAGGCAUCCCGCCAUACCCCUACCCUGCUCCACCCCCACCACCCAAUGUAACGUAUGUGGUGAACCCGGUGCCUGUACCCCCGCCACCACCCACUACUACGAUUGUCUAUGAGGCCGGGCGCCCAGUCUACAGACCCGGACCAGGCUUGGGAUUUGGUCUUGGAAUCGGCGCUGGAUUAGCCCUAGCUGGGUGGGAAAACCACCAUCAUCACCAUCCACAUCAUCACCACUUUGGACACCACCAUCAUUUUGGACAUCAUCAUCACCACCAUUAAAAACAAAGAAUAAACCAGAGGACUCCGAGGCAAAGGAAAAUAAAAUCCACCAUUAUCUAGCCUAAAACUCACUAAAACUACUUAUUGGGCUCGACAAAAUAAAAGUUUCAUUUCUCCGUUGCUUUCAAAUUAAAAACAAAUAUAUCUGUAUGGCCUAGCAGUCUCUUGGUGUUUAUGGCAAUUCAAAUGACUAUUUUUUUUUCAUGUUUGUAUUAGUUCAUUAAGCUUUUUAAGUAUGUGUGAAACAUUAUGGAUCAUUACAGUGUUGUCUGGAAGAACAAAUAGAAUGUCAAGAAACUGAGAGAAAUCCAAAUCCAAAUAGAAAUACAAAUACAAACACAUAAAACGCUUAAAGAAAAAGACUUUGAACUAAAAACUUAAAGACAGAAGUUGUAUUGACCAUUUCCCGAGAGAUUUAUGUGGCUGAGUAGUAAAACGCUUGGCUUCCGAACCGGGAGUCCCGGUUUCGAAUCUUGGUGUAGAAUAGGAUUUUUAUUUUUUCUCCUAAAAGGUGCCUCUCUGAGUCCACCCAGCACUAAUGCGUACCUGACAUUAUUGGGGGGGGGGGGAGUAAACGCGGUUGGUCGUUGUGCUAGCCACAUGACACUAUCAUUAACCUUGGGCCACUAAAACAGAUGUCGUUAACUUCAUCUGCCCUAUAGACCACAUGGUUUGAAAAGGGAACUUAAGAAUCAACGUUGCCACCAACACUGUAGCGAGCUCUCACAGCUAUUAUAGCACUACAAUUGAAAGACUCCACAGGAUGUUCUUGAGAAACAUCAAAAUUUCAUCUUUCUAAGGGGGAAAUGACUUUUCUGUGUUCUAUGCAGUUUCUAGCUUCUCUCUCUCCCCUGAAACUGUCGUAAUUUCGUGUUUAACCCUAGAAAUCAUUUAGAUUAUAAUAUUUUAAAUUAAACUUAAAAAAAAAAAAAUACGUAUGUAUCUAACAACUUGAACACUUUGUUUCAACUCUUGAUAUCUUUGUUUCAACUCGUCAUAUAUCUUCAUGGGGAGAUUACACAUUUAAAAAUGUUGUUUCUGAAUGUCGAACAAAUGUAUGUUACCUCAAGGCCAUAAGUGUUUCAAUAGUUCCUACUGUAGGCAUACUACUGUUCUCUAUUUCUGUACAGUUCUUUGUCGCUCGAGAGAAGUUACAAAUGUAUAAAUGCCUUCUUGUUUUCAUUUUGUAAAGAUUGUUUUGUUUUUACUAUAUCAAUGAUAUUAUUUCUUUAUAUGAAUAGAAUGAAGGCGUUGUUAAUUGUUGUAUGAGAUUCAAAUGUUUCUCAAAAAAAAAAUUAUUUGCUAUCAUGUUUGAACAUAUUUAUUAAGACAAAUAACUACGAACGUUUUAUGUUGCAUUGUUCAAUUUAAAGUUGUUGUUUUUUUUU
Molecule: messenger RNA, 2130 nt
Organism: Biomphalaria glabrata
Lineage: Eukaryota; Metazoa; Mollusca; Gastropoda; Planorbidae
Product: nematocyst expressed protein 4-like
Exons: 3
Coding region: 413-742 (109 amino acids)
Source: RefSeq, a predicted model, not a curated record